Molecule: messenger RNA, 1545 nt
Organism: Pestalotiopsis fici W106-1
Lineage: Eukaryota; Fungi; Ascomycota; Sordariomycetes; Amphisphaeriales; Sporocadaceae
Exons: 1
Coding region: 1-1545 (514 amino acids)
Cellular component (GO): membrane
Source: RefSeq, a predicted model, not a curated record
AUGCCAUCUCCUCUUUCAGCGUCCGAGACUUCCUCCGCGAAACACAGAGCCCAGGAAAACGGAGACACUGUUAUGGAUCUUCAUGUCAAUAAAAUAACAAAAGGGGAUACCACAGAACGUGGGGCUGCAGCCGUCAGUGACUGUCGACAGGACUCCCUCAACUCCUUCUCCUACGAUGGACAACCUACGCCCACGGGUUCACCGAGAGAACCCUCACCAUCCCACCAUUCAAGGCCCGGCCCUGUGAGAAAGAAUCUAAAGGAGAAGAUUCAUUCGUUCUUCUCCUCACAGUGGCAGCAGAAUGGUGGGCCAUUCCUCAUCAUCCUGUCACAGUUCUUCGCCGCCAACAUGAAUCUGUCAACACGCUUGCUCGAAAUCGAGGACGACCUCCACCCAAUGCAGAUUCUCUGCGCCCGCAUGACGGCCACUGUCCUGAUAACUUUUGCCUAUAUGUGGUACCGCCCUGUCCGGUCCGCGCCUUGGGGACCCCGGGAAACCCGCCCGCUCCUUGUCCUCAGGGCGUUUUCCGGCUUUGUCGGCCUCUACGGCAUGUGGUACUCCAUCAUCUAUCUCCCCCUUGCCGAGGCUACCGUCAUUAGUUUCCUGUCUCCCAAUCUUGCUGGCUAUCUGUGUCGAAUCUUUCUCAAGGAACCCUUUACCAGGCGCGAGCAGCUCGGUAGUUACCUGGCGCUGGGCGGUGUGGUCCUGGUCACACGUCCCAUGUCGUUGUUAUCCUCACCUCCUGAAGCUCCGGCGACCGAUGCGACUUCUUCUUUCGUGAACAACAACAACAACGACAAUAAUAACAGUACCAUGACCAUGUACGUGAUCCGCAAGGGCCUGGACUAUGUCCCGACCGUGGCCGAACGUCUGAGUAGUGUAGGCAUGGGCCUGCUGGGGGUUGUGGGCGGCGCCGUGGCCAUUGCAUCACUCCGAUGUAUCGGGCCGCGCGCCCAUCCGCUCAUCAGCGUGAACUACUUUAGUCUCUUUUGCUCUGUUGUAUCCAUCCUGACGCUGGCCGUGGCGCCGUUGCUUGGCUACGGACAAGACGCCCAAGGCCAGGGCGGGCUGCGGUUCGCCCUGCCGUCCGGGGCCCGGCAGUGCGGACUCUUGCUGGCCGUUGGCCUGGCCGGCUUUGGCACACAGUUUUUUCUCGCGACCGGUUUGUCGAAAGAGAAGAGCAAUCGGGCCACGGCCAUGAUCUACACGCAUGUGCUAUUCGCUGCCUUUUUUGAUCGCUUCAUCUUUGGACAAGUCAUGGGCUGGGUCAGCGUCGCGGGCUGUGCUCUGGUGGUGGGGAGUGCUCUGUGGGUGGCCCUCGGCAACGGGGCGACAGACGGAGCCAAGACAGGUCGUGAUGAAACUCGAAGAAGCGAUAUCGAGUCGUCAUUGCCGUCGUCUACAAGGUUCGUCGUAGGAGCGAGUGCUCUCUCCGGUGGGGAGGAUGUUCCCAUCCUUGCGAACGUCGAUGGAGAGGAUGUAGAAUACCUUGACGAGAAUGGAGAUAUUGAUUUAGGGCUCUUGCGGCCGCAUGGAAGUGAUUAA